UAAACAUGUGCGGGCUGUCGAGUCUUCCUCUGCCGCACAUUGCGCUGAAAAAUGAAAAAAGAGCAUAUUUGCAAUUUAGUAAACAUGCAUCAGAUCUAUGGUGGACCGUUUCUGCUCGCUGCUGGUGAGCUCUUGACUAAAUUUGGCGUUUUUUCUGCAGCAUGUUAGUUUAUACGGAAGCUUCGUCAGCCGUCAUGUGAACCGGAGGGGUGGAGAGCAUUUUUCUGAGGAAAAAAUAAAAAGUGUCAGCAGGGAGGAGUGAUAGUGGGCAGGCAGGUCUGCUGCGUCAGAAGGCGCCUCCUCGGCACCACAGCUGAGGUUUUCACACCGUUUACGGCUACUUUAUCAAUAAUUAUAACAAUUAUUAUUGUUUUUUGUUAACUGAAGUAAGGGAGCGUUCGUCAAGACGAGAGAGACCCUGGGAGUGGAUAAGGAAGCGUGACCUCCUUUCAUUCUGCGUCCAGACAAGUCUCAGCUAAACAUUCACCAUGUCUGCUCCUGUUUACCCAGGCUCGCCCAACCAGGCACCCUACCCCAUGCCCCAGGGUGGCGGCUACUCCAUGACACCAUACCCAGCUCCCCAGGGCGGGUACGGAGACCCCAGUCAAGCUGCUCCACCACCUGGCUUCAGUGUGGGCUACCAGCCCCAGCCUUCUCCGGGACAGCCCGUCAUGUACCAGCCAGGGCCGGUGGGCCAGGGCCCGGCUCCAGGCCAGGGGCCCGUGCCAGGGCACGAGUACGGAGGGGCUCCGGGUGGGAUCGCCCCGGCUCCAGCCGCAGCUCCAGCAGCGGUUCCUGUUGGGGUUCCACCUGGGCUUGAGUAUCUAACACAGAUUGACCAGAUUCUGAUCCACCAGAAAGUCGAGCUUCUAGAAGCGUUCAUUGGGUUUGAGACCAACAACCAGUACGAAAUCAAAAACAGCCUGGGCCAGAAGAUCUACAAGGCCAAGGAGAAGAACGACUGCUGCACCAGGAACUGCUGCGGCUCCCUGCGCAGCUUCGACAUGAAGAUCAAGGACAACAUGGACAGAGAGGUCAUCCGCCUCAUACGGCCCUUCCGCUGCGUCUCCUGCUGGUGUCCCUGCUGCCUGCAAGAGAUGGAGGUCCAAGCGCCGCCCGGCACCACCAUAGGCUAUGUCAAACAGGACUGGCACCCGUGUGUGCCGGUCUUCUCCAUCCAGGGAGCCAACAAAGAGACGGUGAUGAAGCUGGAGGGGCCCUGCUUUGCCUGCAACUGCUGCGGAGACGUCAAUUUUGAGCUGAAGGGGAAGAGUGGCGGCAAACCCAUCGGUCGCAUCAGCAAGCAGUGGAGCGGCCUCCUGAAGGAGGUCUUCACAGACACGGACAACUUUGGCAUCCAGUUCCCGCUGGACAUGGACGUCAAGAUGAAGGCCGUGCUCAUGGGAGCCUGCUUCCUCAUCGACUUCAUGUUCUUCGAGAAGGUCGGGGAGAUGAACCAGCGCAGCACCGUGUUUUCAUAACCCAAGAAAAGUGACAGGAGCAUGAGAGCAGAGGACUUUUCUCCACAUCCUGCCUUACUGAAAUCUCUGCUAAUGCACUCUUUGUUUUUCCGUUGCCUGUUUGAGAUCCUUCCUCUUUCCAGAUGACACAGCUUCUUCCGGAAUGCAAAACCUGGAGGACGAAGCCACCGUCAUGCCAUUCCCAGAAUCCUUCGCCACACAGACAAAACCAAAUAUGAGUUCUUUUUUUGAUAGCAGCUGUUCUCUGUGGAAUAUUUUUUAAAUUCUUCUUCCAUCCAAAUUCAAGGACUGACGUGUUGCCUGUAUGUCCUGUUGUUUUUUUUUACCCUCAAUAUGGAGGGUAUUUACCUGCAUUUAGAGUUCAAGUGAUUUCAAUCUGUUUGCAAGUUUCGCCAUGUAUCAUCGGAGUAGCACCUCCACCUCAGACAUAACCCAACACCGCCAAACACCAAAGACAGCCAACCUCGACAUCAGUGUCUCUUUCUGUGCCUAAGAAGAUAAAUACCAGCUCACAUCUCCGAAGAAGUGUGCAGAAGUUGCUUUAGAAAGUGCACUACGCCAGUUUGUUGAGCACUGAUAUUUCAUUUUUUCCACUUCUCGUGUAUCAGCAUUACACUCCGGUAACAUCGUGCUUUGUGAAGAAAUCACAAUAGAUUACAGGAUUCAUACGUGCAAUAUUGUUGUGGUUGUAGAAGCUGCAUUAGUGGUCUUGUCUUCUUAUAAAUUAUCACUUGGCAAAAGCUGAGCACUUAGCCACAG
This is a messenger RNA of Myripristis murdjan (pinecone soldierfish), 2240 nucleotides long. RefSeq names its product phospholipid scramblase 2-like. Gene Ontology annotation, molecular function: phospholipid scramblase activity. Gene Ontology annotation, biological process: plasma membrane phospholipid scrambling. The record is from RefSeq and is a predicted model, not a curated record. Gene Ontology annotation, cellular component: plasma membrane. The coding region runs from base 489 to 1481 and encodes 330 amino acids. NCBI's taxonomy places the organism in Eukaryota, Metazoa, Chordata, Actinopteri, Holocentriformes, Holocentridae. The transcript is spliced from 8 exons.